Messenger RNA from Acromyrmex echinatior (Panamanian leafcutter ant), 510 nucleotides. RefSeq lists its product as uncharacterized. Lineage: Eukaryota; Metazoa; Arthropoda; Insecta; Hymenoptera; Formicidae. The record is from RefSeq and is a predicted model, not a curated record.
AUGAGAGGCGGAGGGAAGGCUUCGCUCUGGUCGAGUGCGCGGAACGCUGCGCUCAGACAGUCCGAGAGGUUGUCCCUGCGUUGGCGGUGGGUCGAGGCCACGAAGGAGAUGACAUUGGAAUGUCGAGGGUCCAGGGGGGCAUCGAUCAAAAUUCCGCCUGAAGCGCGCGAUCAGGUAGUGAAUUGGUUGCGCUCAGCUGUAGCAGAGCACUACGCCAAUAGGUUGCUUAGCAAGCCUGAUCAGAGUAAGGUCUUCGAGGUGUCGUCGCGGAGCCGAGUGAGCAAUCACUUUAUCCGCGGCGGCUUCACUCGCUUCACUGACUGGCACUUUAUCCAUAAAGCCCGGUUAGAUGUUCUUCCUCUCAACGGCGCACGACGUUGGGAGGCCAACGACAAGCGCUGUCGGCGAUGCGGUGAGGUAUCGGAGACAUUACCCCACGUGCUCUGUCACUGCGGCAUCCACUCCGCUGCGAUACAGCUGAGGCACGACGCUGUCCUACACCGCCUUUGA